GGCUCCAAUAGGAAGCACUUCCGUGGGCUCAACUGCCACGGCUGACCGACAGAAACAGUCUGCAAUGAUUUGAACGAUACAAAAGAUGGAAUAGUUUUCAUAUUCGUUACCUAAUCCACUGUAAUCUGCCUUUUGUUUCGGAGUUUGUGUCCGCAGUCAGCCCUGCGCGGGUUUUGGUGGCAGACGAAUGGAGGGAAGUGCUUCCUGAUAACAAGGAGGUGCGUCUUAUUUCCAUUCCAGUGAUUGACUGCGCACGGCUUUCACCGCCGGAGCUGGGGGCAUUGACGCAUUGUAGAGUCGACAGGGGGUAGCACUGCAACCCCGGCAUCGCUACACAUCGGAGGCAUCUAUGGGCGAAACCGCGAUGGCCGUGGUGCAGCUCGAAACGGGGGAACAUCAACCGGAGAACGGCUUCGUGUCCCCAGAAACCACCUCGCCGGGGCUGCUGACACGCAUCGACAACAGUGUUCUGCCAUUUCUCGGGGGAUUUGGGAAAUACCAGAAACAGCUGAUAGUGCUGACAUGGAUUCCGGCGCUAUUUAUUGGAUUCAGCCAGUACUCUGAUAAUUUCCUCCUUGCCCAGCCAAACAACACAUGUAUUCAGCCUUUGGCAAAUCUGACUAAUCAGACUUUAGGUUAUUCCUCGUUGUUGGACAAUCCAAAAAACAUCACCGCGCGGUCAGCUUCUGUUUAUGCCGGUGGAAAUUACAGCAGCCACAAUGACACGGCCAACAUGCAAUGUCGGUGCAGCGAGUGGACGUUCGAGCUGCACACCGGGCUUGUGCAGAACGUGGUUACUAAGUGGAGUCUGGUGUGUGACUCGGCAUGGAAAGUUCAUAUUGCUAAGUUCUCCCUGUUGGUGGGAUCAAUCUUUGGAUACCUGGUGUUUGGAAUUCUAGCAGACUGGUUUGGCCGACACCCAGUCCUAAUCAUAUCUGUACUGUUCAUGCUGGUGUUUGGUCUGGCUGUGGCUUUCUCUGUCAACGUCCCCAUGUUCAGCACCUUGCGCUUCUUUGAGGGCUUCUGCCUGGCAGGGAUCACCCUUUCUCUCUACGUCCUCAGGAUUGAGCUGUGCCUGCCAGGAUGGCGGUUUUCCAUGACAAUGGUGGCCAAUUUUGUGGUUUUGGGUGGUCAGCUCCUCCUGCCCGGUGUGGCGUACCUCUGUCGUGACUGGCAGGUACUUCAAGCUGUCAUCAUCUGUCCCCUGCUGCUUAUGCUGUCCUACAUUUGGAUCUUCCCUGAGUCAUUGCGUUGGCUGCUGGCCACUCAGCAGUACUGCCGCUCCAAAUGGAUCAUGGGACACAUCGCAAAGAAGAAUAAAGUCAACAUGGAGCUUGAUGCAGAUAACAUCCUCACAGAACUACAAAGAGCUCUUCAAAAGAAACCCAAAAAGACAUGCAUCGUGAAAAUGGUGGGGACAAGGAACCUAUGGAAGAACAUUGUUGUUCUAUGUGUCAACUCGCUAACAGGUUAUGGGAUCCACCACUGCUUUGCUCGCAGCAUGAUGGAUCAGGAUACCCAGGAAACCACUAUGUUCCACAGCUUCUAUGCAGACUAUUACACAAUGGCAGGCAUUGCAGUGACCUCAUGCAUUGCCCUGUGCCCAGCUGUAGGCCUGAUGGGCCGACGAGGUGGCCUUCUUAUGUUCAUGAUAGUCACUGCCCUGGCUUCACUGCUGCAGCUGGGUCUGCUCAACUUGCUGGGGAAGUACAGUUAUCACCUGAAUAUUGCAGAUAAAUCAGAUACGCUGAAAAAGAACUUCUCCAUUGCCUUUUCCAUCAUCGGUAUGUUCUCCUCCCACGCAGUCAGCAACCUGAGCAUCUUCUUCUGUGCUGAGAUCACUCCCACUGUGAUCAGGGGUGGUGGUCUGGGAUUGGUGCUAGCCAGCGCUGGCUUUGGUAUGCUCACUGCACCCAUCAUGGAACUACACAAUCAGAAGGGCUACUUUCUUCACCACAUCAUUUUUGCCUGUUGCACCCUCAUUUGCAUCAUUUGCAUUCUCCUGUUGCCGGAGACACGCUACCAAGCCCUCCCUGAGACCCUGGCUGAUGGUGAGAGCUACACUCGCCAACCUUUGCUUCCCCCAAGGAAACCUGGAGAACAGCGCCUCUUGCUGCACCAGUCUGAGAGCAGCAGGGAUUACACCAGAGUGCAUGACACGCCACUCCAUGAGGCAGCCGCCACGGUGGUGUCAACCAUGGACUCUACCGCUUCUUCAGGUGUCGACAUAACUGCUGCAUUGCCAGGAGAUGUGUCAGCAGCCAUGUUUAUGGAGGUGCACCCUGGCGAACCUGAGCCCAAAGACCCCAAUGGUUGUUCACUUUCAUCUUCCUCCCCAACCCCUAUAACAGCCGUGAGUAAAGAUGGUGCAAUACAUGCUACUAAAGAGCACCUGCUGUCUUCCAGUCCCUUACACAAAGCUCCAUCGGUUACAGACCCACUUUUAUCUGAUGCUGAAGAAACUUCUGCAAUAGUCCUGAAUUCCAUUGAAACACUGACCGAUCGUAACUCCACUGAAAUAAAUAAAAUGGUUCCUUCCCUUGCAAGUGAAGAUGACUCAAACCCUGCUGCUUCACUGGACUCUUCCUCUAUCCCCCAAACUGUGCUCACCUCUGUAUUGGUCUGUACAACACCUGUCAUUGAGCCUCCACCUAUCUCUACAUUAGAGUCUCCUAACCCAGUAGGCGAUGACGCCGACACAGUCAUCACAAAGUCUGAUCCACCUUUGCUUGAGGAUGCUCAUGCCACUUUAGCAGACAGCCCUUCUCCAUCUAUACAUGACAGUCUCUCUCCGUCUCCUGUUCCUGUGACAGACCCUCCACCUUCCAUAACCCCAAAUUCUGGCAUUCCCAUCCAGUUAGAAAUAGUAGAUGGAUCAACUCCUUACAUUAGAGACUCUCAGUUGCCCCAGUUAGAUUCUACCUCUCCUUGUGUUAAAGAUCUCUCAACUCAUUCCUCUUCUCCCCCAAGUCCAGAUACUGUUUCACCAACAUCUACACCUCCCCCACCUAUUGAUUCAGGCCAUUUGACCUCAGCAGACUCUUCCACUCCCCCUUUAACGCAUACGGUAAAGACUGCAGCGCCUCCUGCUGUUCUCCCUGUCACAGACAUUGUGAAUACCUCAACACCAGAAUCAACUACGCUGACUGUCACAGACAUUGUACCAGAAUCAGCAGUUUCCCUCGUCUUGGAUUCAGUACCAAGUUCCAUCACAGAUUCAGCAUGCACAGAAGCAGCACCUCUCUCCUCUUUAAUGGACUCUGUGUCCUCCCCCAUAGACUCUGGUGUCCUCUCUAUCAUGGGCAGAGAGAGUACCAGCACAGAAAACAGCACCGUCAACAGUACAUUGUCGUCGUGAUUCAGUGCUGCAGACAGAAAAUGAAGCUUUAAGUGUUGCACCAAGAGGCAGCCACCCAUAUUAACACCGCUGGAGGAGGUGGCAACGGUGUGGGGGGUGGGGGUGGGGGACUAACUGUCCUGCUCAGACUUCAGGUAAUUCAUGAAGACUGUUCCCCCCUGGAGUAGAAAAGAUUUGUCUUACGGAGCUGCUUUACAUUUCUCAAUAUCCCUCCACCUUCCUCCCGUCUUCGUGCAUUUAGCCAAUAAAUGUGACUACACAAAAAUGACAGAGUGCCACAGGCUGGUUUGUGACAAUGUGACAAUAACUUCUGGAUAUCACCAGCGUAAGAACUACUCAGAUGUAAACGAAUGGGGAAAUCACUGUCUGUCAUUUUGAAGACAAUACCCACAAUCAUUGAGACAUGUCAUCAGCACUGGUGAAGAAAUGCAAUGAUGCUAAAAGCAAACAAAAAAAAUCAGUGGUACUUUUGCUCAAAUAAAAUGUUCAUCUUACAUAUUUAUACAAUAAAUCAAUAAAUGUCGCCUUACUUAUAUGGAGAAAAAAAAUUCUGAAUGUUGCAAAAUACUUUUUUCCAUUUUAAUGAUAAACAAUCCAAAUUGGAUUUUUUUUUUUUUCAUAUAUGCAAGCCAAAAACUACCCUGACCAAAAGUAAAUGUAGACAUAGUGCCAAAAUGUUAGUACAGUAUUUACCUAUUUGGGGAAAUACCUGACAAUACGCUAUUAAAUUAUUCUUAAAUACAGAAGAAGACUGAAAGCUGUCACCUUUUGAUUGGUUAGAAGUCAGAUGAAAUGGAGGCUAUCUGCUUUUGUCAGCACAAAAAGAUUAUCGUAUAAGCAGUUGGAAAGUAUCUGAUCAAACUUUAGUUUUCCAAAUUUAAUUUCAGCCUAUGAAAUUUCUGGGGUGCAAUUUUUUGGUAAAUGUGAUCAUGUUAGUAAGUGGAUAACUAGCUUUUGGCCUUGACUCAGAUUUGUUUUUUAAAUUCAAGGUCUUAUGUGGAGAGUCUCCAAUGGUGUGCCCUUAUUGUACAGAGCUAUGCUUUAUUCUUACAGUAUUUGUGGCACUUUAUUUGUGCAGAGGGGGACAAAGCAUGCACAUUAUUGUGGAGGCGUUAACAAAACCAUAAAAAAAAGAAAAAAGGCUAUUUUUAAAAAUGAAACCUACAGACUCCAAAAUGUCUGAUGUGAUUGUGAACUGUUGUUGCAUUCAAAUCAUAUAGCAUUAACAUAGUUAAUGUACAUCAGUGUUUUCAUACAGCUACACAAACUAAGCUUACCUUAAAUUGAAAAUACUAUACACUUGUCAAAAUGGCAAUUAGAAAAUACCCUUAUAAAUACAUAAACUUAUUGAGUAUUUCUUAGGGAAGCACUUUUCUUCCAAAGCCCAUGUCCAUCUGUGGACAGCAGGAUACUUGACUUGAAUACAUGUGUAACUUGAGCGUUGUAAUAAUUCUUACAUUUGAGCUUAUAAUACUUGACUAAAAAAGGAUGUGUGAUGAUGGAUAUGCCACUGUUUACAAAAAGCCUCACAAUAAUGAUUAAUAAUACCAAUGGUAAUAAUGAUGAUAAUAAUAAUAACUACACAGUACUGUAAAACUUUCGAGCCUACUGAAUGAUGUCUUGUCAUUUCAAAUGUGAUAAAACUCAAUAGAUCAUAUAUCCAGGGACUAUUGGUGAACUGUUACGGUGUCAAAGGCAUCACCACACCUAUUUGACUCUGUUACCAUACACCUAUAAAGAACCUUACAGGUACUUUACUCACCAAAACUCAAAGUCUAUGUACUCAUCCAAAAAGCUGCAUGUCUUUGGGUUUAUAAAUGAUUGAGCAAAUCUACCUGCAGUUGAUUCUGAAAUGCUACUUGGACCCAGUUGUUUAGGGUAGUAUUUUACCCUUUUCACCACAUUAGAUAUUCAUAUAUUUGUUUAAUGUCAGACAUUUGGUGUGUAUGUUGCACCUCGAAGCACAAUGAACUGCAAUCAUAUGGUGGCAGAGUUGAUGUCUUUACAAUUUAAAAAAACAAAAAAAAAAGGGAAAUUGCUAGUUACCUGUACACUUUUGCAAUAGAUCCACAUGGGGUGGGGGUAGGGGAGGGCCUUGAUGUUGGUUUUCAUGAGAAACGUUUGGCAUCUGAGAGCGUGUUGACUGCAGUGGUCUGUAGCCUCAUGUAACUCGAGAGUUGUUAUUGUCUGUGAAUGUCGGUAUCCAUUUCAGUGUGCAUAUUGCAGAAUUUAAACUGUGUAUUUCCAAAAUCCCAUAAAACACCAGUGUAGUCAGUGACACAGCACAACACAACCAGUGUCUCCUGUGAGAUCUGUUACUUCCACUUUCUGCCAUGCAGCUGUUUCAGUGCUGAGGCGAGAGACUACAGUGCUAUAGUAUGCACGUAGCUUGUCUUUAUUUGGAGUAAGUUUGAGAUGACGCUCAGUAAAAGCAAUGUAAGCACCAGCGACAGGGUAGAUUGGCAGAUAUUCAUUGUUGGAAAAGCAAAAAAAAAAAAAAAAACAAACAAAAAAAGAAAAAACAAAGACAGAUUGAUUUGGACUUGUAAAUAGAACAUCUGUGGAGGCAUCCAGUGUCCACAAGAUGAAGGAUCAUAAAUCUUAGUGUGGACUGGUGAGACUUGUUUUGAACCUGGCUAUUAAGUCUAGUAAAAGAACAUCAAGUUCCCAGUGCGCAUAUUUCAGGUUUUGCUUCUCUCAGUCGAACGACUCAAAAUCUCUUUGACUGGAGAUUUGAAUGAAUGUAAAAACCAUGGAUUGUACAUUUAGCUCCACUUGUUUGGUUUAAUUUUGUUGUUGUUUUAACAGACAAUGCACUUGUAUAUAAGCCAUACCUGUUGUUUAAAUAAACCACUAUUUAUUGAUCAAA
Melanotaenia boesemani (Boeseman's rainbowfish) is the source of this 6227-nucleotide messenger RNA. RefSeq names its product solute carrier family 22 member 23-like. The transcript has 10 exons. Gene Ontology annotation, biological process: transmembrane transport. NCBI's taxonomy places the organism in Eukaryota, Metazoa, Chordata, Actinopteri, Atheriniformes, Melanotaeniidae. Gene Ontology annotation, molecular function: transmembrane transporter activity. Gene Ontology annotation, cellular component: membrane. The coding region runs from base 350 to 3358 and encodes 1002 amino acids. The record is from RefSeq and is a predicted model, not a curated record.